Molecule: messenger RNA, 258 nt
Organism: Echinostoma caproni
Lineage: Eukaryota; Metazoa; Platyhelminthes; Trematoda; Plagiorchiida; Echinostomatidae
Source: the annotation of a GenBank genome assembly
AUGGCUUGUAACUACAAGGUGCAUCUUCGAGCUGCGUCACCAUUUUGGCGAUGGUACGAGCAAACGUUCAAAGAUAUGUUUUGUGAUCUAGGACGUCUUUGUCGACUAUGGGAUAGCGAACGGGAGGAGGAACGAGAGCGGGAGCUGAAACGGGAGCUAGAACGCGAUGGAUCGCGGGAAAUUUUGAAUGCGGCUACUUGGGUCAUUUAUUCGUCCAGACGCCGAUUCACUUGGUCGUUUGCGUCUUUCCACGAAUAA